Daldinia vernicosa is the source of this 1537-nucleotide messenger RNA. Its product is annotated as TB2/DP1, HVA22 family-domain-containing protein. NCBI's taxonomy places the organism in Eukaryota, Fungi, Ascomycota, Sordariomycetes, Xylariales, Hypoxylaceae. Bases 417 to 1499 code for a protein of 360 amino acids. The record is from RefSeq and is a predicted model, not a curated record. The transcript has 2 exons.
GUUGUAUCUGAGUUCCAUUCCAGGUUCUCAGUUCCAGGUUCGAUUCGAUUAGGUAGGUAAACGCACAUCGCCAACAUUCGCGAAUACCUACAUAACCUACAUAACCUCCCCUACCCCUACCUCCCCGGGCAUCUCUCUCCAAGAAAGACGUCUUUGGAGAUAUUCCGGUCCUUUCUUUGUUCUCGCAACUUCCCUUCCCCUUUCUUUGCAAUACUACCUGGAUCUACGUAUCUUCUAGUCAGAUCAGAUUGAUCGUCCCUGUCUAAUACGAUCCCGAUUACAACUUACCUCCUCUUAGUCUCACCUCGCACAAAUCCCUCGUAAUCUUGGCUUAAAAGGCUAAAAAAAAAACCGGGCGAAUACAAGAAAUCGGUGACUUAUCAUAUCUUACUCAUUCCUGUGAAGAUUCUAUCAUCAUGUUUGACCUGAUUCCGAAGCUCCUCUCCUCUAUAGCAUCCUUCCUCUUUCCCCUCUUCGCCUCUUACAAAGCGCUCAAGACUUCCGACCCCACACAGCUGACACCAUGGUUGAUGUACUGGUCCGUCCUCUCCUGCGCCCUCCUCGUUGAGUCCUGGUUCGAGUUUAUCCUCUACUGGGUCCCUUUCUACUCGUAUAUGCGCCUCUUCUUCCUGCUCUACCUCGUUCUCCCCCAGACUCAGGGCGCUCGGGUGCUCUACGAGACGUAUCUCCACCCAUACCUCGAAGAUAAUGAGGCGGCUAUCGAAGAGUUCAUUGCCAGCUCUCACGAUAGGCUAAAAGCCGCGGGUAUAGCUUAUUUGAAGCGCGCUAUCGACUUGCUCCGCACUCAAAUCCUAGGCAUGCCACCACAAGAGGUGGAACCGGAAGAGACAAGGGCCUCUGCGGCACCACAGGGAUACACGCAGGCGUUGCUUGCUAGGUUCAGCGUGCCAGCCGCGCGGUGGGCUGCCAAUAACACUGGCGCCACGGGGCAGGAAUUCUUCAACCUACUGGCCAAUGCGGUCGGCACUGCUGCCGGUCCUAGAACUCCCGGAGGAUCAACAGUACCGGCUAGGGCCGAAACGCUGUCUGCUGCGAACCUAAUCCCCGGGGACUUUGCCGGCGCGGAGGAUAAAAUAACCUUCAUCACCGCGCAGAGGGAGAGGCUAGCACUCAUGAUGGGCGCGCUGGACAAGGAAGCCAAGCAACUACAGAUGUCCGAGGAGGAGCGCAAGAGGGCUGAGCAAGCGGGGAGAGUAGGUAGCAUGAGUCUAGACGGCCAGGAAGGGAUUUCACGACCACCUAGUGGCCACAGUGUGUGGAGUGGGCUGAGUAAAAGCCGGAGUGAAGUCGACUUCGAGAAGAUCGAUGCCGAAAGCGGCGCCGAGGACGACAACAACCUACGUAGAAGAGCCCCCAUGGGCGAAGAAAACCCGGCUGCUGGAAGAAGCGGUUGGGGCUUCCUGGGCUGGGGCACCGUUGGAACUGGAGAGCAGACCAACCAACCAGACACCGGGCACAGCUCUGGAGUCCAGAAGUAGGUAAAGCUACAUCUACGAUAUCAUAUUUGAUCGCGCGG